This is a messenger RNA of Colletotrichum orchidophilum, 213 nucleotides long. RefSeq lists its product as uncharacterized. The record is from RefSeq and is a predicted model, not a curated record. Lineage: Eukaryota; Fungi; Ascomycota; Sordariomycetes; Glomerellales; Glomerellaceae. The transcript is spliced from 2 exons. Bases 1 to 213 code for a protein of 70 amino acids.
AUGCACUUCUUCAGCCUCAUCGUUCUCGCUAGCACGGCCCUUGCAGCCGCUCUGCCCGAGCCUCAGGAGUGCAACCCAUACUACAACUGCUGCACCUACAAAGAGACGCCAUGCAACAACCGCGGCGACCACUGCACGGCAACCUGUAACGAAGAAGUUCGCCGCGGUCUUUGCAAUGACUUGGGCAGCGGCUCCCUUUCAUGCAGCACAUAG